Fukomys damarensis (Damara mole-rat) is the source of this 487-nucleotide messenger RNA. RefSeq names its product transition protein 1 (gene Tnp1). Gene Ontology annotation, cellular component: nucleosome; male germ cell nucleus. Bases 94 to 360 code for a protein of 88 amino acids. The transcript has 2 exons. Gene Ontology annotation, molecular function: DNA binding. Lineage: Eukaryota; Metazoa; Chordata; Mammalia; Rodentia; Bathyergidae. The record is from RefSeq and is a predicted model, not a curated record. Gene Ontology annotation, biological process: chromatin remodeling; spermatogenesis; spermatid nucleus elongation.
ACACCCCUCUGCGGUCAUAAUGACUAAAGCCUUAAAUACCCAGACUCCCAACAUGUGGGCUUUGAGAAGCCCCUCGUGUUGACAGAAAUUACAAUGUCUAUUAACCGCAAAUCAAAGAGUCAUGGCAUGAGGAGGGGCAAACACCGAACUCCUCACAAGGGUGUCAGGAGAGGUGGCAGCAAAGGAAAAUACCAGAAAGGCAAUCUGAAGAGUAGGAAACGGGUCAAAGAUGGUGAGUGGCGGCCAAUCGCAAUUACCGCUCCCACUGUUGAGCAGACAGUGGGCUCCACCCUGGUAAACUUCAAACUCCACCAGGAAGCAAAAAGGGACAACAGAAAGGGGACUGCCAAGGAGACCUGAAAUUAGAGCAAAUUCAGAAAAGACUCUAUCACCUGUCAAGUGUGGGUGAAAUUCCAGUUGUGACCAAAUUCGAAACAUAUAUUGGCUGCUUCUCUUCAACAAUUCAAUAAAAUUUUGAAGAUCGAAA